CGACAGCGCAACAAGUGGACCGCUGAGGAGACGGAGGAUCUGCUCAAAGGCGUCUCACGGUUUGGUGUCGGCAGCUGGACUAGGAUUUGGAACUGCUCAGACUAUCACUUCCACAACCGCACAGCACUAGACCUCAAGGAUCGCUUUCGCAUC
Messenger RNA from Sphaerulina musiva SO2202, 153 nucleotides. RefSeq lists its product as uncharacterized. The transcript has a single exon. Lineage: Eukaryota; Fungi; Ascomycota; Dothideomycetes; Mycosphaerellales; Mycosphaerellaceae. The record is from RefSeq and is a predicted model, not a curated record. The annotation marks the transcript as partial.